CUAGCCGAGGACUUCUCCAACUCCUCAGCUGAACCCGUUGUGCGAACUCUAACCCCAGACUAUCAGCCGGCCACCACAGCUGUCACAGUCCAGGAAGUCAGUCCCUGGGAUAUUGCACUUUGCGUAACUGGGACACUCAUCUCCUGCGAGAAUGCCCUGGUUAUUGCCGUGUUGUUCUACACCCCAACGCUCCGCGCUCCAAUGUUCAUCUUGAUUGGAUCAUUGGCUGUGGCAGAUCUUCUGGCCGGCCUGGGCCUCAUCUUGAACUUCAUCUUCAUAUAUUUGAUUGACAGCUCAGUGGAGUUUGUGACGUUGUUGUCAGUUGUAAUCCUCAUUUCAGCUUUCUCGGCGUCCGUCCUCAACAUCCUUGCUAUUACAGUUGACCGAUACCUGUCGCUGUACAACGCCUUGACGUACCACACUGAACGGACAGUCACCUUCACCUACGUGAUGGUGGUAUUUAUCUGGGUGUCGUGCCUCACGCUUGGGUUGCUGCCAGCACUCGGUUGGAACUGCCUGAAAGAUGAGUCCACAUGCAGCAUCUGCUGGCCCGUCACCAAAAACAAUGCCGUGGCGCUUGCCGUCACCUUCCUCUUAGUCUUUGCCCUGAUGAUGCAGCUUUACCUUCAAAUCUGCAAGAUCGCAUUCCGCCAUGCGCAGCAAAUUGCAGUGCAGCACCAAUUUGUGGCCAUUUCCACCACCAAAGGAGUCUCCACACUGUCGGCUAUUCUGUGUGCCUUUGGGGCGUGCUGGCUGCCGUUUGCCAUGUACUCCAUUGUGGCCGAUUCUAGCUAUCCCGUUAUAUACACUUACGCUACGGUCCUCCCAGCCACCUGUUGCUCCGUGAUCAACCCCAUCAUCUAUGCUUUCCGAAACCCGGACAUCCAGAAGUCACUGUGGAUGGCUUGUUGUGGGUGCGUUCCAUCCAACCUCUCUCUUAGACCCAGGACCUCCAGUGAUGUGUAGCAGGGAAGGUUGGUGUCUGUUUGGCAUGACGCUAGAAGCAGAGUCAGGUUUUAAGGAAGGCAAAGACAGAACCGGGAACAAGGGUCGCGAGGAAACGGGUUGAAGGUUGGGGUUCUCCUUCUUAUGUCAGGUCUACAAGGCUGAUGAUGAACCCUGAGCUGGUCACAGAGUGGCACUAGCAGAUACAUGUGAACAGGACAGCUUAUAGCUGAAAAAGAUAGAGCUAAUCAAGAAAAAUAACUGUCCUGUGUGUAGCAUGGAGAUGGAGAUGUCAUAGUGGUGGUGGUGGGAAACCAACUGCAAAAACACAAUUCAAGGUAUCUUCAAAGUGGAUGUAGGAGUUUCAUAGGAGAGUUUCAAGUGACUUCUCCAACUCUCAUCCUCUGGGGUGAGAGAACUGAGGUGUACUUCUUAAGAGUAGCAUAAAUGUGAAGGCGAAAUUUAGGAAGAGAAAUUGUAAAUCUCCAGAGGACCUGAGUCUGGGCAGCACUGGAUGGUUAUGCAAUUAGAAGAAGUGAAGCAGUCUUAAAAUACUGUUUGUGUUUUCACUGAUGUGUUUGAAAAUAAGUGGUAUAUGGAUACAAACACAAUGAGCUAAAUAUACAAAAUGAAUGACCUUCAGCAUUCUCAGUGAGCUAUCUCUGUAGUCUUCUCCUGAUGAAUAAAAAAGAACAUUGUAACAGCCAUGCUCCCUUUAUCUGAUGCAGAUUAAGUCGUUAUUAUUAAAACCCGUAAGAAGAAAGCAACAAUAAUCUACUCCGAGAGUGCUUAUCAUGAUGUUGCCACCAAGGCCAUUAUGAAUUUUCCCAAUGCCAAAAGCACAAUUGUCAUUUUGUCACAUCACAUCCAACACCAAUCCUGUUUUCAAAACCCAAAACACAUUUUCCAGACCCUUAAAGCAUAGUUAACCCGUGAUAAUUUACAAAACUUAGGCAGGGUUUUCCAUAUUUAGGCAGGCUUGUGUUGUUUUCUGUGCUCGGCGUUGGAGAAAAAUGGGUUUCCCAGCCUUCUGCUGGCUGUGACUGUGAAGCAGAGAGCUGAAUUCAGCACCAAGGACAGCUUCACUGCAGAACGCUGCUACCCUGGGAAUGCUCGCUGCUGUGUGUGUUUGUGUGUGUGUGUGUGUGUGUUUGUGGGUAGAAAGUAGGCUAUGCUGUUCUCUUCACCAUCUUGAUAGGAAAAGUAAGAUGGGCUUUGUCAUGCAUCUGUGAUGGUCAAAUGAGCCUAAUUCAGUUCAAUAACAAACAGAACCACAAUACAGAUGAAAUUACUUUGUUGUUUGUAAGAGUGCAAUGGGUUGAAAUCCAUUUUCUUGUUUCUGCUUGGAAGCAAUAUUACCUAGAAACAUUUUUGAUUUGUGUCAAGAUUCCAAGAGAAACUCAAACUAAUGCCAAGACCUGCCUCUGAAAGAAAAGCAUUUAUUUGAGGUCUGAUAGUAUGACCACAUCCUUAACUGGCAGCAAAAAUGAUGUCUUAGGAAAGCAAUGUAUAGGCCCAUGAGUAAAACAUGGCACAAGCAGGGAGAAACUAGUGGAUGGCCGCAGUGUUUAUCAGCAUCUACGUAACACCAGUAAAACUGGGCACCUCUAAAUUUAGAGACGACAUUCCAGCUUCCCUGCUCAAUUGAUUAUGCAGUACAUUAGCCAAGCUGACCGCAAUCUAUGCUGAAAAUGUAAUUUUUUUGUGAGAAGUGGUUUGGCUGGACACAGUCUGUUGAAGCUAUGGUUGCUGUGUAAAACUAAACCGCGAAAGCAACCAGGGAGUUUGUACUUUAAUGCUAAAAACAAUUCCAUGUUCUUUUAAUGCUGGGACUGUGGCAUAAACCGACUGAAGGUUAAGGGACACAUACAUGUAUAUUUUAGCUGUAAACUGAAGCAUUCCUCUUGUCUGAAUUCUUCUGGGUUGUGCCAUAUGCCUUCACUUUUAAUUCCCUUACUUGUAGCCAGUCAACAGCAGCUGGACUUUUCCUUCACACACAUAAACACACUCUCGCCCUACCUUAAAAAAGCCGUGCAGCUCUGCCCUGGGGCCCGUCUGGAGGCUCGGCGGGUUAAUGAGAAGCAAGAGAGCCGAGGUGACGCAGCGUGAAAUAGAAACGCCAGACGAGACGUGCUUUAAUGGAACCUCAGGUCACAUCUACCAUAUACACCCGUCAGGAUAGAGUUAUUUCCUGCUGAAAAGGCCUCAUGUAAGUUAAAUCCAGCUAAUGCUAUUAACAUCUUUGCACUAGGGAGCUGGCCUGUUAUUCAGAGGAUGAAGUGGAUGCUGUGAGAAUGAGUUAGAGGGACAAUUAUUUCCAACCUUUAUCUGAAUUUAAAUGAUCUUUAGAGAUAGUUUUCAUUCUCAUGUUUCAUUGCAAAACCGCAGAGAGAGUUAACACCACUAGGCUAUUGGCAUGUGGCUAAAAUAUGUGUGUGGGAGGUGUAUUGGCUUUGGGAAAAUCGCAUAUGGAGAUUGUAUGAGCUGUAGGUUCAAACUGGAAGAGUAAGACUCAUCACAAAAAGAAAGCAUAGAGGUUGCUUUGGCAACAAGAUAUAUAUUGGUUCAAAUUCCCUGGCUUUCUCCCACAUAAGUCACAAUAACGGAUGAACGUAAAGAGCAUCGUAUUGAAAAUGGUGACGAGGACAAACAGGAUAUUUAUUUUCUCUACUGUAAUUACAAUUUAUAGUAGAAAUUGUUUUCUACUUAACUUCGCCGGGGAAAAGAAUCAGUCACUUUGUCUUGUUGACAGCCGCUUAUGUUUCUGUCAAAUAUUGACAUUUAAGAACUCAGGUAUUUUGGUUUUGACCUCUUUGGCACAAAAAAAUUGAAGAAUGUCCAACUGCUCAUUGUUGUGUUCCAAUAGCCACAAUUGACGAGUGAGAGGAUAAGAGAAGCGGUCGCAUUUGAAUGAUUUGCUGAAUAGCUCAGAGUAAAUACUCCAAAGUGAAUAAUAAUAACAAUAAUAAAUAUAAUUUAGUAAAUAGCUUAAAAGGAAAUUAGCUUAACAGAUGGGUUUUUCCGAAAUGCAUUUCAGCAGAAGUGGAUCUUGGAAGUAGGACAAACCUAAAUAUGAAGCAAAUGGGCCACUUCCAUUUAUAGAUGGUAUACUGCAGACCAAAAUGGUUCUGUCUUUCUUUUCAUCGAGCUUUAUUGGCAGUUGUUUCAUGAUUUUCUUAUGAUUAACUGGAGAUUAACUUACAGAUUUUGAAAUUUAUUGGUAAAAA
Molecule: messenger RNA, 4172 nt
Organism: Cololabis saira (Pacific saury)
Lineage: Eukaryota; Metazoa; Chordata; Actinopteri; Beloniformes; Belonidae
Gene: gpr185b
Product: G protein-coupled receptor 185 b
Exons: 1
Biological process (GO): G protein-coupled receptor signaling pathway
Cellular component (GO): membrane
Molecular function (GO): G protein-coupled receptor activity
Source: RefSeq, a predicted model, not a curated record